AUGAUACCUGUUAUACGAUGGUAUAGUAGUAAAAAUCAAGAGGGAUUUCAGGACUUAGUUUUGAAAGAUCAUGCCUCUUCUCAGAUUGAAGUACCAGACAUACAUAAGAAUAAAGAACAUGUAGAGGAUAAUGCUGAUAUUGAACCAGUGGUAUCAUCAGUAAUGGAGCCUUCACAAUCGAUACAGGAACCUUCAGACCAAAUACUGCAAACACCAGAACAAAUCCUUCAGCCCUCAGAACACAGUAAUUCGAAUGCCAACUUAAAACAAAAACUUAAAGAAGAGCAUGCAGUGUACAUGAAAAACUUACCUGAAUGGGCCAAAAGAGAUAAAGCCAUAAAACAACGUUAUGGACAAUGGAAUCCCACCAAAAAGCUAACCAGACAACAAAUAGAAUAUCUCCGUACCACAGCUGAUUUGAUGCCUCAUUUAAGAACUAUUGAUUUAGCAUCCAUGUAUAAUGUAUCACCCGAAGCCAUCAGAAGAAUCUUGAAAUCUAAAUGGGUUCCUACCGAUGAUGAAGUAGAUAAAGUAAUACAAAGGGAAGAGAAGAGAAGAUUACGGAAAGUUGAAAGGCAAACGGAGUUUUCAUCCAAAAGUGAAAAUUUCAACUCAAAUAAAGAGAGACCAAGAUCAAGACCUCAAUCCAAACAUUCACGAAAACUUAAACGAACUGUAAAUAGACCACACCUUUCACUCGAUGAGAUGAUUGAUUAA
Molecule: messenger RNA, 717 nt
Organism: Yamadazyma jaroonii
Lineage: Eukaryota; Fungi; Ascomycota; Pichiomycetes; Serinales; Debaryomycetaceae
Source: the annotation of a GenBank genome assembly